AUGGACACGACAGCCAACAGUGCGGCUGAACCUGCGGCUGCCAAUGCCCAUGUGCCAAUUCGCUUCAACCGCGAGUCGUCGAGCGCCUCCACAGUAAAAGGCGACACCAGCAGCCCUACAUCUCAGCCAGCAACACAGACGUCGACUUCCAAGUCCUCGCCGCUAGCCUCCCGCGAAACCUCUCCCGGCCGCCCGCCUAUGCGCUCUGGAGCUCCCAGGGCUGCCUCUGCAGCUGGCAGCACGAGGUCACGCAAGAGCAGCUCGCAAGAAACCAGCCCCCAGCGAACAUCAUCAAAAACGACAGCUCCAAGUGCCUCGACUAGUGGCAAGAUAUCUUCUGCUACAACACCGAGCCUGGGUCCGGUUAACACUGAUGCGACUGCCCGUGUUGCAGCUCCUCAGAGAUCGCCAGUCACGGCCGAACACCUAAAAGAGUCACCACGUUGGCCAGUCUCUCCCCGGCUUCGCUCUCCACCCCCUACAUCCAUGUUGAAUCGUCCUAAUCUCCCGCCACCACGCAAGGGUGAACUGGAACCACCGGCAAUUCAAGUCCAGCGCUCAUCACCUCCCCCUCCACCGCAGCAACAACAACAGGACUCGAGCCAAAGCGACAACGACGGUGACGAGUCUCAUCUGCAGCCUGGAAUGAGGACGCCCGCACGCGGUGUGAGUGGCAGUAAUAGUACGACUGCCUUGGAAACCGUGGAGGAGGUUAGCCCUCUGGCCUCGCCCCAGGAAGGCGGGGGCGUUAUGGAAAAGGCGGAUGAUCUUACAGCGUCCGAGGCAGGGUCACAAGCCGACCAUCUUGAGUUCUCAAUUCAUGGCGCAGAAAAAUCACAGGCUCCGUCCACCACCAAUGACAGCAGCAGCGAGAGCGGGAGCGUGAAGGGCAACAGGAGGCGCACAUCCGCCAACGUGCCUCCAGUCUUGACGUCACGGCAAUCCAGUGCCUCUACCAAGAAAUCGAAACCGUCGGAAGGUUCUGUACAGCACAUGACGGUGGAAACCGAGACGGUGACUUCGAUACCGCAACAUUCUCUCGCCCCUGUGGCUGUGAAAGAGGGCACGAGUGGCACUCUGAGGACAAAGCCAAGCUCCGAGACGAUACGGCCCAAGAAGGAAAAGAAGAGGCCGAGCAGGAAACAGCCCAACAUUGGGUCUGGCACGGCGUCAUCCAAAGCAGAUAUCUUCGAGGCGAAAAUCGCCAGCGCUGUUGACGAGGCGGACUCUUCAGACUCUGAGGAGACCUUUGUCUAUGACUCUAACCCCCCAGACAACAAUGAUCGGCCCCGGCGGUUCCACUCGAGAACUCCAAGUGCGACUUCGAUGGUUAGCCAGGUCGACAGGAACGGCCUUCGCUCCAUCACCAACAUUAUGGACAACGCCGCUGCUAACGCUGGGACGAAGAGGAACAUGAAGUUUGUCAACACUUUCAAUAGCAGUGGAAAUGAAAGUGCGAUGGCAGAAGACGACGGCAAGGGCACGGCUCGUAGCGCUGCGGGCUCGGCUCGAGGCACAGGUCGCGUUCAUCACCAUCAUCUUGGCCGGUGGGGCCGCAACGGCACCAAUGGUCACACAUCCUUGUUCGACAACGAGGCCCCUUUUCACAUUAGCAACACGACAACCCAGCGCUCUAAAUUCUCAACGAACAGUAACAGCUCACGGCAGCCGUCUGGGCCGACAAGCCCAAGAUUUCUGAACUCUGGACGUAUAGCAUCCGCUGGGAAGCGAGGCAUGCACGCAGCCAGCUACGACCUAGACGACACCACUGGCACCGGAGCAGAUGAUGAGCGCACACCUCUACUUCACGGAUCUGUGCGAUCGUCCAGGUCAGGCAGAACACGUCGCGGCCAACCUGUAAUGCUACGCUCACUCGAAGGUCAAACGUAUCGGAGGAAUCCUUCCGUGCUGAACAGGUUCGCCAGCUGCCUCGUGCUCACCGUCAUGCUCUUGCUCGUAGUGUCUGGGGCUAUCGGCUUUAUGUUUGCAACCUCUCAGCCUCUGACAGACGUUGAGCUCAUUGCCAUCAAGAGUGUCGUCGCUGCCGAGCAGGAAUUGAUAUUCGACAUUGAAGUUAAAGCGCACAACCCCAAUGUAGUGAUCGUCUCAAUCGACCAGGCAGAUAUCGAGGUGUUUGCCAAGUCACCGCAUGCGGGCACCGAUUCAGGAUGGUGGCACAGGCCAGAUGACCACCAGGGUUCCGAUUCAAGGUGGUACUCGAACCAUGGCGACAUGCACGCCGGGGAAGAAUUUGAUGGCCCAGUAGACGAAAAGGCUCCCAACAUGAGACUGGGUACGAUUGGUCGACUCGACAGUGCUCUUUCAUUUGAGGGGUCCUUCUUCAACCACGGAUAUUCCGAUUCUACGGGCGAGGUUAGGCUACGCGCACCAGGCAAUGGUACCAUUGGUGGCACAGCGCGUUGGGAAAGAAUCUUGCAGGAUGAGUUCGAUCUGAUCGUCAAGGGCGUUUUGAAAUACUCGUUGCCCCUCAGCCAGCACGUUAGGAGCGCAGCAAUCUCCGGACGCACGACGAUCAAGCCUAAUGCUGCCAAUGACCCCACUGGGAACGGGACGGAACCCAUCACAAAGCCCAAGAAGCCGGAGUGA
Diaporthe amygdali is the source of this 2607-nucleotide messenger RNA. RefSeq names its product phospholipid metabolism enzyme regulator. Gene Ontology annotation, biological process: positive regulation of phosphatidylinositol biosynthetic process; protein localization to vacuolar membrane; vacuole inheritance. The transcript is spliced from 2 exons. Gene Ontology annotation, cellular component: fungal-type vacuole membrane; PAS complex. Lineage: Eukaryota; Fungi; Ascomycota; Sordariomycetes; Diaporthales; Diaporthaceae. The record is from RefSeq and is a predicted model, not a curated record. Bases 1 to 2607 code for a protein of 868 amino acids.